Oncorhynchus masou masou (cherry salmon) is the source of this 3087-nucleotide messenger RNA. RefSeq names its product mucin-3A-like. The transcript is spliced from 3 exons. The record is from RefSeq and is a predicted model, not a curated record. Bases 1 to 993 code for a protein of 330 amino acids. NCBI's taxonomy places the organism in Eukaryota, Metazoa, Chordata, Actinopteri, Salmoniformes, Salmonidae.
AUGGCCCCAGAUCUACCUGAAUGGACUGAAUUCACCCCCAACACACAGUCACUCUCCGUUGAUCUCUUUCCACCCCACUCCUCCCUACUCUACCUGCCUCUUCACUCUCUUUCCACCCCACCCCCUCCUACUCUACCUGCCUCUUCACUCUCUUUCCACCCCACCCCCUCCUACUCUACCUGUCUCUUCACUCUCUCUUUCCACCCCACUCCCUCCUACUCUACCUGCCUCUUCACUCUCUCUUUCCACCCCACUCCCUCCUACUCUACCUGCCUCUUCACUCUCUCUCUUUCCACCCCACUCCUUCCUACUCUACCUGCCCCUUCACUCUCUCUCUCUCUCUCUUUCCACCCCACUCCCUCCUACUCUACCUGCCUCUUCACUCUCUCUUUCCACCCCACUCCCUCCUACUCUACCUGCCUCUUCACUCUCUCUUUCCACCGUACUCCCUCCUACUCUACCUGCCUCUUCACUCUCUCUUUCCACCCCACUCCCUCCUACUCUACCUGUCUCUUCACUCUCUCUUUCCACCCCACUCCCUCCUACUCUACCUGCCUCUUCACUCUCUCUUUCCACCCCACUCCCUCCUACUCUACCUGCCUCUUCACUCUCUCUUUCCACCCUACUCCUUCCUACUCUACCUGCCUCUUCACUCUCUCUCUCUCUUUCCACCCCACUCUCUCCUACACUACCUGCCUCUUCACUCUCUCUUUCCACCCUAAUCCUUCCUACUCUACCUGCCUCUUCACUCUCUCCUUCCACUCCACUCCCUCCUACUCUACCUGCCUCUUCACUCUCUUUCCACCCUACUCCUUCCUACUCUACCUGCCUCUUCACUCUCUCUCUUUCCACCCCACUCCUUCCUACUCUACCUGCCUCUUCACUCUCUCUCUUUCCACCCCACUCCCUCCUACUCUACCUGCCUCUUCUCUCUCUCUCUCUCUCUCUCUCUCUCCUCUUUAUUCAUAUUUGGUCUGGUUGGAGGAGAGAUGAGCAGUUGAAGUGAUUACAUUUUUUUGAUAGUUAUCUAAUCAUGUAUAUCUAACGUAUGUUUAUUUUGUGUGAUUAUAUACAUUUUAUGUACAGUUGAAGUCAGAAGGUUACAUACACUUAGGUUGGAGUCAUUAACUUGAUUUUCAACCACUCCACACAUUUCUUGUUAACAAACUAUAGUUUUGGCACGUUGGUUAGGACAUCUACUUUGUACAUGACACAAGUCAUUUUUCCAACAAUUGUUUACAGACAGAUUAUUUCACAUAUAAUUCACUGUAUCACAACUCCAGUGGGUCAGACGUUUACAUACACUAAGUUGACUGUGCCUUUAAACAGCUUGGAAAAUUCCAGAAAAUGAUGUUAUAGCUUUAUAAGCUUCUGAUAGACUAAUUUACAUAAUUUGAGUCAAUUGGAGGUGUACCUGUGGAAGUAUUUCAAGGCCUACCUUCAAACUCAGUGCCUCUUUGCUUGACAUGGGAAAAACUAAAGAAAUCAGCCAAUACCUCAAAAGAAAAUAAUGUAGACCGCCACAAGUCUGGUACAUCCUUGGGAGCAAUUUCCAAAUGCCUGAUGGUACCACGUUCAUCUGUACAAACAAUAGUACGCAAGUAUAAACCCCAUGGGACCACGCAGCCGUCAUACCGCUCAGGAAGGACACGUGUUCUGUCUCCUAGAGAUGAACGUACUUUGUUGCGAAAAGUGCAAAUCAAUCCCAGAACAACAGCAAAGGACCCUGUGAAGAUGCUGGAGGAAACAGGUACAAAAGUAUCUAUAUCCACAGUAAAACGAGUUCUAUAUCGACAUAACCUGAAAGGCUGCUCAGCAAGGAAGAAGCCACUGCUCCAAAAGCGCCAUAAAAAAGCCAGACUACGGUUUGCAACUGCAGGUGGGGACAAAGAUUGUGCUUUUUGGAGAAAUGUUCUCUGGUCUGAUGAAACAAAAAUAGAACUGUUUGGCUAUAAUGACCAUCGUUAUGUUUGGAGGAGAAAAUGGGAUGCAUGUGGAACACCAUCACAAACUGUGAAGCACUGGUUUGGCAGCAUCAUGUUGUGGGGGUGCUUUGCUGCAGGAGGGACUGGUGUUCUUCACAAAAUAGAUGGCAUCACGAGGGAGGACAAUUAUGUGGAUAUAUUGAAGCAACAUCUCAAGACAUCAGUCAGGAAGUUAAAGCUUGGUCGCAAAUGGGUCUUCCAAAUGAACAAUGACCCCAAGCAUACUUCCAAAGUUGUGGCGAAAUGGCUUAAGGACAACAAAGUCAAGGUAUUGGAGUGGCCAUCACAAAGCCCUGACCUCAAUCCCAUGGAAGAUUUGUGGGCAGAACUGAAAAAGCGUGUGCGAGCAAGGAGGCCUACAAACCUGACACAGUUAUACCAGCUCUGUCAAGAGGAAUGGGCCAAAAUUCACCCAACUUAUUGUGAGAAGCUUGUGGAAGGCUACCCGAAAUGUUUGACCCAAGUUAAACAAUUUAAAGGCAAUGCUACCAAAUACUAAUUGAGUGAAUGUAAACUCCUGACCCACUGGGAACGUGAUGAAAGAAAUGAAAGCGGAGAUAAAUCAUUCUCUCUACUAUUAUGACAUUUCUCAUUCUAGUAAUAAAGUGGUGAUCCUAACUGACCUGAGACAGGGAAUUUUUACUAGGAUUAAAUGUCAGGAAUUGUGAAAACCUGAGUUUAAAUGUAUUUGGCUUAGGUGUAUGUAAACUUCCGACUUCAACUGUAUAUGUCAAGGUUAGGAUCAAUACCAUUUCAAUUCCAGUCAUUUCAGAAAGUGAACAAAUCCCAAAUUUCCCUCAUUGAAAAGUAUUGGAAGAGAAUUGGAAUUGAAAUAUCAGUGUACUUAAUCGACGUGGACAUUGAUUAAGGCAGCACCCUGCACCUCUGAUUCAGAGGGGUUUGAUGAAAUAAAUCCAGGAGACACAUUUCAGUUGAAUGCAUUGUGUUGUGCAACUGACUAGGUAUCUCGUUUCCCUUCCUGAAUUGAAAGGGAAUUGACCCUGAAGCUUUAUAUAUGUUUAUGAAUGCGUUUUACAUUUGCUAUGUAUGUUUUGUCUCCUUGAAUAUCGGCUGCAUUGAGAAAUUAAAUGAUUGAAAUGUG